Messenger RNA from Ixodes scapularis (black-legged tick), 1428 nucleotides. RefSeq lists its product as uncharacterized. The transcript has a single exon. The coding region runs from base 1 to 1428 and encodes 475 amino acids. The record is from RefSeq and is a predicted model, not a curated record. Gene Ontology annotation, molecular function: RNA-DNA hybrid ribonuclease activity; nucleic acid binding. Gene Ontology annotation, biological process: DNA replication, removal of RNA primer. NCBI's taxonomy places the organism in Eukaryota, Metazoa, Arthropoda, Arachnida, Ixodida, Ixodidae.
AUGCAAUCUGCCAUAAACAAGAUCCAGGCCUUCCUCGAGAACCAAGAUCUUUCGAUUUCCGGUCACAAGGCAGCAGCCAUGGUCUUCCCAGGAAGGAACCGCCGGUUGCGGGAGGUCAAGCUCCAACUGGACUCCCAGCCCCUGCGCCUUGUAUCAAAGCACCGCUUUCUCGGCAUUACUCUUCAGAACCGCUGCAAGUGGCACGACCAGAUAAAGGCCGUCACGGCUUCCACCAUCUCUUCCCGGAACGCUGUGCGCCGGGUCGGAGGGCAGAACUGGGGCAACUCUCCCCGAUCCAUGCUGACCCUUCAUUCUUCUUUGGUGGUGAGCCGACUCAUGUAUAGCUUACCAUACAUGGACCUCCUCCCCAGUCAGGCCGACAAACUCGAACGGCUACACCGUGCGGGCCUGAGAACAUCGCUAGGCGUUCCCAGAAGCGCCAAAAACCAGAGGGUGUAUGAGGAGGCCCGGUCGCUUCCUCUGCACCUCCAAGCCUCCCAACGCCUUUUGCUGCAAGUCAUUCGUCUAGGGGAGACUCAUCCUGGCCAGUCCCUGAUCAAGAGGCUCAGGACCCGAACACAAUCCAAAUUCAGCCUCGCCACCAAGACCCUUGCCGCACUUGGAUGGGAACCCCCCCAGAUAAUCAACCCGCACGGCACGACACCCCCUUGGGAGGCAGGCCUGCAGUUAGCCGAACUCCUACCCGGCGUCCGCAAGAAGGCCAACACGCCCCCUCUGGUUCUCAAAGCAGCUGCACAAGAACAGCUAGCAGCAAGGUACCCUCGGCAUCUACACAUAUACACGGACGGUUCGGUGGACAGGUUUCGGCAAAGCAGCACGGCAGCCUACCACAUCCCGGACUUACAAAAAGACUGGAGCGCCCGCACUACUCACAUGGUGUCGUCCACGACCGCCGAGCUGCUGGCGAUCGCGGAAGCCCUGACUGCGACGAAGUCGCUGCCUCCACAACAAAUCGUUGUCCUCACGGACUCACGUGGAGGAAUUCAGCGCAUACGCAAACCUGGUCCAUGCCCCACUGCCAACGAGGUGAGACGGGUUGUCCGCCAGCUUGAAGAACAUGGACACUCCAUCUCGCUACAGUGGGUCCCAUCCCAUGUGGGCCUCCGCGGAAACGAGAUCGUGGACUGCUUAGCCUUACGUGCCCACGACCUCUCUCCUACACUAAGGGCGCCUUCUGAUCCCAAGCGCUACCAGCAAGCCAUCCAGGCUUUCUUCUUGGAUCUUUCCCCCUGGAGCAGCUCAAAGCGGCCACCUUGCCUGACCCAGGGGUUAAAACGGUCCGACGCGACGCUGCUCUUCCGACCUAGAACAGGGAGCGCAUACACAGGGAGGCUCCUCACCGGUUUGGACGCAGAGACACUCCGCUCUGUCAGCGGUGUGCGGUCACCGAGGACGAGGUUCACAUAG